Messenger RNA from Scophthalmus maximus (turbot), 2115 nucleotides. RefSeq names its product N-ethylmaleimide-sensitive factor attachment protein, gamma b (gene napgb). NCBI's taxonomy places the organism in Eukaryota, Metazoa, Chordata, Actinopteri, Pleuronectiformes, Scophthalmidae. Gene Ontology annotation, cellular component: vacuolar membrane; SNARE complex. Gene Ontology annotation, molecular function: syntaxin binding; soluble NSF attachment protein activity. Gene Ontology annotation, biological process: intracellular protein transport. The record is from RefSeq and is a predicted model, not a curated record. The transcript is spliced from 12 exons. The coding region runs from base 125 to 1060 and encodes 311 amino acids.
GUGACGUCGCGGGCGGAGGAGAGGAGGAAGAGGAGGAGUUCAUAAUCCAAACACCGAGGCAACAACAUCCACAGCGAUUUACUGCCGACAAAGUCCCCGGUAUCCCGUCGACUCACCCGACACCAUGGCUGCCCAGAAGAUAAACGAGGCCCACGAGCACAUGGCCAAAGCGGAGAAAUGCUUGAAGACGAGUCUGACGAAGUGGAAGCCGGAUUUCGACAGUGCUGCAUCAGAAUACGCCAAAGCAGCUGUGUGCUUCAAGAAUGCCAAGCAGUAUGACCAAGCAAAGGAUGCUUACCUGAAGGAAGCUGAAUAUCACACGGAGAACAAGACGCUUUUUCACGCUGCAAAGGCGAUUGAACAGGCUGGUAUGAUGAUGAAGGAGCAAAAGAAGAUGCCCGAGGCCAUCCAGUACAUAGAGAAAGCCUGCAUGAUGUACAUGGAGAACGGGACUCCUGACACGGCAGCAAUGGCUCUGGACAGAGCUGGAAAACUCAUAGAGCCUUUAAACCUUGAGAAAGCCGUGGACCUGUAUCAGAAGGCAGCCGGUGUGUACGAGAAUGAAGACCGCCUGCGUCAGGCCGUCGAACUGCUGGGCAAAGCUUCCAGACUUCUGGUCAGGUUAAGAAGGUUGGACGACGCAGCGGUCGCUAUGCAGAAAGAGAAGAACAUGUACAAAGAGAUCGAGAACUUCCCCAUGUGCUUCAAGAAAACAACUGCCCAAGUGCUUAUUCACCUGCACAGAGGAGACUUCGUAGCAGCUGAUAAAUGUGUCCGAGAAAGUUACAGUCUGCCCGGCUACAGCGGAAGCGAAGACUGCAUUGCCAUGGAGACGCUACUGCAGGGCUACGACGAGCAGGACGAGGACCAGGUCUACCGCGUGUGCAACUCCCCUCUACUGAAAUACAUGGACAACGACUAUGCCAAGCUGGCCAUUUCCCUGAGGGUACCCGGAGGAGGAGGAAAGAAGAAGAAGGCUCCAGCUGCUCCACAGGGUGGCGCUAGUGGGGCACCGGCAGCCGCCGAAGAGGAGGAUGACUACGAGGGCGGACUGUGUUAGCCUUCAGCCUCCAGUCGACGCUACCCAUCUGCUGCUCCACCACCAUCACCACCACAACUCCUCCCUCUGUGUAUGAGUUUUAAAAAAAACAAACAACCAUGACAAACCCAGAUAGGCGACUGUUUUGAUCCUUAUUGUGCAAAAAAAUAUUAAGAAAAUGACAAACUCCAACAGUUACAGUAGAUGUUGUAGAAGAGUCGAGUCAAAUCAGCCUUUUUAAUUUGUUUUCUUUGUGCUGGAUCCUCGGUGUAACAAAUAAGAUUAUAAAUCAAUGUUCAGUAAUGUAUGAAAGCCUGUUGUAUGUAAAUGUUCUAUUGUUUCUCGUCUCUAUGGAGCUGUACAUGUUUGCUGUUAUCGUUUGUGGGUAGGUUACUAUAGGUAUAUCGAAAUUAAGAAAUGCUCUAAUGAAUAUGUGCAGUACAUCCAUAAAUGUAUAGGUGUUUUAUUUGUGUAAAAAUAAUUAUUAAAUAUAUUUAAUUCAGUAUUGAUGGCUGCGGCCUUUCGGAAAUGUACUGGAACAAUAUGCAAUUAAUCUGUUGAUGCAUGUUUGGAACAAUGAAAUGUUGAAUCAAAAGUCAAUGCUACGAUGAAUUUGUGACUAUUAAUGCUUCAAAAUGAAUAUGAUUAUUUGCAACAUAAGCGCUUAUACGAGUUAUUCAACAACUCCUGAUGACGCAGCAUUUAGCGAAUCGUAGACCAAAUGCCAUGGCUGUGUCUUAAUUACAAUAUCCAUAAUAACAUGAAAAAAGGGACUAUAUGCAGUGGUGUUCAGUGCAUUUUGCCCAUUGAUUUCCUUUUUAAUGUUGAAUUUGUGCAUCUACCUUAUUGCUCAUACUGUAAAUGUGAAAGCCCUCUAUACAGUUAGGAGAAGAUGAUUUACAUGUCAGGUGAAAAAUGUUCCGAUAUAACUAUAAUAGUAUCAAAGGGAUUGUUUACAUUUUUUUAAUUUAUCCUGUUGCCCACCUCUUAUAUAUAUACAUACACUCUAUCUAUUCCUCAAAAGCAGAUCUCUAAACUUUGCACAAACAUCAAUAAAACAUUUCCGUUGUGUGGCA